AUGGCGGAUGAGCCCACAACUACAGCGGUUAGUGCCGCCGCUGCCACCGGCAGUAAUCCUCCAGUUACACACCAUUACGGCGAACCACAAGCCGCGCUCGUAGCAGCGCCCGAUUCAGAGGGAGACGAGGAUGAAGAUGCAGAUGCCGAUUCAGCUUUAGGCUCAGAUGCCGCGAGCAGCACCAAUUCGAUCACGGCCAGCAUAUUAGAAUAUCGGACAAUACAGGGGCGAACGUUCCAUAGCGAGAAGCACAACUCCAAAUAUUUCACGCCCAAUGACGAGCAACAAUUGCAGUCAGUGGACAUCACUCACCACUACCUUACUAUGCUCAUAGGAGACAAACUCCAUCUUGCGCCAAUCUCAGACGACGUACAGAAAGUAUUAGAUAUUGGAACUGGAUCCGGAAUAUGGGCUAUCGACUUUGCGGACCAGUAUACAAACGCGGAGGUCGUCGGGACCGACCUGUCACCGACACAGCCGCUCUGGGUACCGCCAAACGUCAAAUUCGAGAUUGACGACUGCACACAACCGUGGACGUGGGCACCUAACACCUUUGAUUUCGUACACAUGCGAUACCUGUUCGGGGCCAUCGCAGAUUGGGACGAGCUCUUGCGGCAGGCAUUUCGAGUGACGACACCGGGGGGCUGGGUGCAGAGCUGCGAAGCUGAUGUGGACAUUCUGAGCGACGACGGAACCAUCCCCCCCGACAGCGCAUACGAGCGCUUCUGGAACCAUCUAUAUCGCAAUGCCAGCCGCAAGAUCGGCGCAUCCUUCCAGCCCAUAGAGCAGAACGUCCAGAUCAAAGCCUUCGAGAGAGCUGGGUUCGAGGAUAUCCACGAACAGAGCUACAAGUUUCCUGUUGGCGGUUGGCCCGCUGAUAAGAAGCUGGCGGAGGUUGGCCAGUACGUUCAGUUGACUAUGCUGAACGAUGUUGAGGGUUACACACUCUUCCUGUGGAACCAAAUCAUGGGCGAGAACGCACCCGGAUACCAGGAGUACCUAGCAGUCAUGCGGGCCGAGCUCAAGAAUAGGAGAAUGCACGGCUACAUGAGGUGUAGGUACGUGUGGGGGCGGAAGCCCGCAAGCGCGACCUCAGAGUAA
Hypoxylon fragiforme is the source of this 1101-nucleotide messenger RNA. RefSeq names its product S-adenosyl-L-methionine-dependent methyltransferase. Bases 1 to 1101 code for a protein of 366 amino acids. Gene Ontology annotation, molecular function: methyltransferase activity. The record is from RefSeq and is a predicted model, not a curated record. The transcript is spliced from 8 exons. NCBI's taxonomy places the organism in Eukaryota, Fungi, Ascomycota, Sordariomycetes, Xylariales, Hypoxylaceae.